Messenger RNA from Plasmopara halstedii, 156 nucleotides. Its product is annotated as succinate dehydrogenase. Gene Ontology annotation, molecular function: oxidoreductase activity. The record is from RefSeq and is a predicted model, not a curated record. The transcript is spliced from 2 exons. Lineage: Eukaryota; Oomycota; Peronosporomycetes; Peronosporales; Peronosporaceae. The coding region runs from base 1 to 156 and encodes 51 amino acids.
AUGACGGACCGCGUUCGCGUAUUGCGUCAGCUUGGCGAACAGAUCCGUCUGCGUGAGCAGGAUCUUUCCCGCAUGAUCACCCUGGAGAUGGGUAAACCCAUUGCACAGGCACGCGCUGAAUCCCGGAUGGUUUAUCAUUCUUCCUGGGCCACCUAG